Argiope bruennichi is the source of this 1097-nucleotide messenger RNA. RefSeq names its product tRNA pseudouridine synthase-like 1. NCBI's taxonomy places the organism in Eukaryota, Metazoa, Arthropoda, Arachnida, Araneae, Araneidae. Gene Ontology annotation, biological process: tRNA pseudouridine synthesis. The record is from RefSeq and is a predicted model, not a curated record. The transcript is spliced from 7 exons. Gene Ontology annotation, molecular function: RNA binding; pseudouridine synthase activity. The coding region runs from base 95 to 1033 and encodes 312 amino acids.
AGUAAAUAAACAUUCGCGGUUUAACUUUUGAAUUGUGAAUAAGAGAUUUUUUUGGUUAAACAUAAAUACCUUGCGUCGUUUCUUAGUAUUUGAAAUGGUGCGGUAUCUACUGCGUUUAGGUUACAUUGGAACAAAAUACAGUGGAACUCAAAAGCAGAUUAAUGUCCCAGAGUCAAAAACUGUUCAAAAUGUAGUAGAGAGUGCACUUUUGAAGUUGAGAGCUGAGAACAUUCCAACCACAUUUUUUGCCAGCAGAACAGAUAAAGGUGUUCAUGCACUGAUGAAUGCACUUCAUGUUGAUCUGGAUCAUAAAAAAGCAGAUGAAUUCUAUCAACCUCAUAAUAUUAAAAGAGUUUUAAACUCUUAUUUUAUUGAAAAUGAUCAUGAAAUUGUAGUUACAAAUGCUUGUGUAGUUCCUGAUGAAUUUCAUGCAAGAUUCCAUGCCAAGUGGAGAAGUUACUAUUAUCGUAUAGCUAUUUUAAAACCGGGAUUGGAUAAUAUAGUUUUGAAUCACUGUCAAGGUUAUUUACCUAUUUGUGAAAUCAAUCGAUGUUAUGCUGUUCCAUCUGAAUUAAAUACAAGUAUAGUUAAAAAUGUUGCAGAUAUGUAUUGUGGGGAACAUGACUUUUCUACAUUUACGAAAUACAUCGGAAGAACACCAUGGAAAAGUACCGUAAGAUUAAUUGAAGAAUGUAAAUUUUAUGAAUCUUCUUAUCCAAACUUUAUUGAUGAUCCUCAGUAUUCAAAUAUAUCUAUAUGGGAAUUUUACAUAAAGUCACAGUCUUUUCUCUACCAUCAAGUUAGAAAAUUAGUGGGAACUGCUGUAGCUGCAGGACUUGGCCGAAUCAGCUUGCAUGAUGUGAAACAUAUGUUUGAAGCUCCCAAUCCAGAGAAUUGGAUUAAAUGUCACUUGCCUCCUGCUGGAGGCUUAUAUCUUGCUCACAUACAUUAUGACAAAAAAGAUUUCUUAAUGAAUGAUUUAUCUUCACAUGACAGAAUAGAUAAAGAAGAAACAAUAUGUUCACAGAUGUAACAUAUACAAAAAUUUUAAAACUUGUAUAUAAUAGUAGAUAAAUAAAUAUUUAUUUAACAAUUUA